UCAUCUUGAUUCCAAACGCUUUUGUGAGAGGGAAAGCACGGAGGCGACCAUGUUGGCUUUAAACAGGAUUCUGUGCACACGCGCAGCCCGGAUUCAGAGUUGUGGUUCCCGGGGAGUCUCAUCCAAGUCACGACAAAACCCCAGAGCCGUUUCCAGGAUUUACGGUGCGUGUGUGUUGCUGCUGCUGGUGGUCACCCCACGAGUGGAUUCUUCAUGGUGGUACAUAGGUGCAUUGGGUGCCCGCGUAAUCUGUGACAACAUCCCAGCAUUAGUCAACAAACAGCGGCAACUGUGCCAGCGCCACCCAGACAUCAUGCAGGCCAUCGGUGAGGGAACAAAGGAAUGGAUCAGAGAGUGCCAGCACCAGUUCAGACACCAUCGCUGGAACUGCACCACACUUGAACGCGAUCACACUGUGUUCGGGCGUGUCUUGCUGAGAAGCAGCCGUGAAGCCGCAUUUGUUUACGCCAUCUCCUCCGCUGGGGUGGUGUAUGCGCUUACUCGUGCCUGCAGCCAAGGAGAUCUUAAGAUGUGCAACUGUGAUCCGCACAAACGUGGUCGACACAAGGAUGAGAGAGGAGAAUUUGACUGGGGGGGAUGUAGUGACAAUAUAAACUAUGGGAUCAGAUUUGCCAAAGCCUUCAUAGAUGCCAAAGAGAGGACUGUCCGUGAUGCACGGGCGCUCAUGAACCUGCACAACAAUCGCUGUGGCAGAACUGCAGUGAAGCGUUUCAUGAAGCUGGAGUGCAAAUGUCAUGGUGUGAGCGGCUCGUGCACGCUGCGGACGUGCUGGAUGGCCAUGUCGGACUUCAGAAAGACCGGCGACUACCUGAGGAGGAAAUACAACGGGGCCAUCGAGGUGACGAUGAACCAAGACGGGACCGGUUUCACCGUGGCUAAUAAAGCCUUUCGGAAGGCCACAAAAAAUGACCUUGUCUACUUUGAAAACUCGCCCAAUUACUGUCUGCCAGACAAAUCAACAGGUACCAUUGGCACCGCUGGGCGGGUGUGUAACAAGACAUUGCACAGCCCAGAUGCAUGUGAGGUCAUGUGUUGUGGGCGGGGCUAUGACACCACCAGAGUCCCACAAAUCACCAAGUGCGAAUGCAAAUUCAAAUGGUGCUGUGUCGUGGAGUGCAAGGACUGUAAGGAAGACGUGGAUAUACACACAUGCAAGGCCCCCAAGCGAGCUGAAUGGUUGGAGAAGACCUGAGACCACGAACCCCCCUGCCCCGCCCUCCACCAUCCUGUGAUGGACCCCACCCCUUACCCCUUUGCAGGCCAGCCUGCAGAAAACGGCAUUGUGGCAAAAUGUGUCUAUAAAGUGCUCUGCAUCGCCGCCAUUCCCCCGUCCCCAUCUCAGUUCAUCAUUGCAUGGCUUAUGUACCUGUUUGUGUCAAAGCGGUAGAAUUCAAUGCCCAACAGUAUUAAUAAAUACCCAUUAGCCUCUGUAUGUGAAUUGUUGGGAUCAGAGGAUGAACAGUGAUAAAGUGCAAACUAGAAGCUGAGAUGGAUAUGGCUCAAAGUUUCAGUCUAUUGGAAUUUCUUUCUGGUGUGUGGUUCCGGGUUUAAAAUUGGUUGCUGCUUUCAUAAUGCUUUAAAGACAUUGUUC
Messenger RNA from Phycodurus eques (leafy seadragon), 1612 nucleotides. Its product is annotated as protein Wnt-2b-A-like. Bases 50 to 1213 code for a protein of 387 amino acids. The transcript has 5 exons. The record is from RefSeq and is a predicted model, not a curated record. Lineage: Eukaryota; Metazoa; Chordata; Actinopteri; Syngnathiformes; Syngnathidae. Gene Ontology annotation, biological process: multicellular organism development; canonical Wnt signaling pathway; neuron differentiation. Gene Ontology annotation, cellular component: extracellular region. Gene Ontology annotation, molecular function: cytokine activity; frizzled binding.